Molecule: messenger RNA, 1167 nt
Organism: Dacryopinax primogenitus
Lineage: Eukaryota; Fungi; Basidiomycota; Dacrymycetes; Dacrymycetales; Dacrymycetaceae
Exons: 3
Coding region: 1-1167 (388 amino acids)
Biological process (GO): positive regulation of transcription from RNA polymerase II promoter by galactose
Cellular component (GO): nucleus
Molecular function (GO): DNA-binding transcription factor activity, RNA polymerase II-specific; RNA polymerase II cis-regulatory region sequence-specific DNA binding; zinc ion binding
Source: RefSeq, a predicted model, not a curated record
AUGUCCACCUCAACGAGAGGGGUAGGGACGGGAGGGAAAGCAACGAAACCCACUGUCGACGAGCAGAGCGAACAAGAGAGCGGCAGUGAGCAAGGAACAACAAAGGAAGGAGAGAAAGAGAUCGUAGAGGCGGCAUCAGUCGAAGAAAACCUUCAACUCCCUUCAGUCACCUACGGUCAACAAGCAGAGGAAGCCAGACGCGCUUAUGCACAAUAUUACGCUCAGUUUGGACCAAACUCACAACACCUGGGUACAGGACCACCUCAUCCUCCAUGGCCAUAUCCUCCUCCAGGCGCCUACUAUCCUCCUGCAUACAUCCCGGUAGCACCAGACGGAACACCCUUAUAUCCUUCUUUUUAUGCCCCUUUCCCACCUGGAGCAAGGCCGCUGCCUGGAGGACCUAUGAUUGUCGCUCCGAGCGGAGUGAUACCUAUUGCUCCUAAUGCUCAGGCUCCGCCGGAACAGCCUCGCGUAACCUCUGGAUUGUCCGUGCCACAGCGACCUCGCACGACGGUCACUGAUAAGAUAUUCAUUGCAUGUAGCUAUUGUCGUCAUCGCAAGCUGCGGUGCAGUGGUGAUACACCAAAAUGCACUGUUUGUGUGCGAUACGAUCAGAUCUGUAACUACGAUGAUCACAGACGGACACGUGGACCUGGUAGGAAGUCUCUUGUUGCUCUGGGUAUCGAUGUUCCCCCGUCAAAGAAGCAGCCGAAGAAGAAGGCAAAGGAGGCUGCCACCACCAGCAUCACAUCAAGCUCUGCUCUUCUACCACCUCCUCCGCCGACCUCCAACUGCCAGGCUGUUCCUACGUUUCCCCCACCUCCGUUUCCAGCAUCGUUUUCCGCAGGUUCACCUCCGGAUACUGGAGUAUCACCCCAAGCACUCGAAGGGAGUGCUAUCACUGCCGCUGCGAUCUUGAAUGCGCUUCCCACUUUACAAGCUGCACUCGCACGCCAGAAUAUACCACCAUAUCCUUCCCUGUUUAGGUCAGUGUCUGGUCCUCCGCAAUCCCCAACACCUUCGCCCCAUCAUAGCCCUCAGGACCACGCUGAGUCUUCUGUUGAGGAUGUGGAACCAAAGACGACAUCACCCAAGGCAAAGAAGAGGAGGGCCAAGGACGAGUCUUCCUCUAGUCCAAAGAAACGUAAACGGGGACACAAGAGCUAG